Vicia faba (fava bean) is the source of this 897-nucleotide messenger RNA. NCBI's taxonomy places the organism in Eukaryota, Viridiplantae, Streptophyta, Magnoliopsida, Fabales, Fabaceae. The record is from the annotation of a GenBank genome assembly.
AUGUCAUUCACCGUCGACGAACACCACUUCGCUGCCGGUGACGACACUUACUCGGAUUACGGUGGGUUUUCCAGCUUCUCCGGCGAAGAAGUCCCCGUAGAUCACACACCAGCAGCCACGGAGUCGCCUCAAAUAUUCGGAUUCACCGAUCAGGAUUCAAGUUUCGCUCAGUCUCCCUUCGAACCGAUGCACGUAAUGGAAAACGGAAACGGUUACGGAGGUCACGAUGAGGAUAUUUUUGCCUCCGACGGACCUGUGCUGCCUCCUCCCGGCGAGAUGGAGCCAGAGGAAGGUAACGUUCUUCGGGAAUGGCGCCGUCAAAAUGCCAUUCAGCUAGACGAGAAGGAGAAAAGAGAAAAAGACAUGAGAUUGAAGAUUAUUGAGGAAGCUGAAGAGUAUAAAGUGGGUUUCUAUGAGAAAAGGAAGCUCAAUGUUGAGACUAACAAGGUUCAAAACAGAGAAAGGGAGAAGUUAUACUUGGCUAAUCAAGAAAAUUUCCACAAAGAGGCUGACAAAAAUUACUGGAAAGCAAUUGGGGAGAUAAUUCCUCGUGAGGUUGCCAACAUUGAGAAGAAAAGAGGCAAAAAGGAUCAGGAUAAGAACCCAUCAGUUACCGUCCUCCAAGGCCCAAAGCCGGGCAAACCCACUGAUCUUUCUAGGUUGCGGCAGAUAUUGUUAAAGUUGAAACAUACACCACCACUUCACAUGAUCCCUCCUCCACCUGCACCUGCUAAAGACUCCAAAGAUGGGAAGGCUGGAAAAGAAACAGCAACUAAACCAAAUGGAUCAGCACCAGAAGGUGCACCUGAAACACAACCAAAGGAUGCUGCCAUUGUUGAUGCCGCAGAUUUACCUGUGAAAGAAGCUCCUGCCACUGAGGAGCAGUCUGCUACAUAA